AUGACAACGUCUCUACAGUUUGAUUCAAAUACUAUGAGAGUUAUUUUGGCUGAGAUUCUGGAAUCUCUUACAACCUGUGAAAAUGCAUUGAAUUUAGAAGAUGCUAAGAGUAAAGCUGGUAAUGAUAUGCUAAAAGUUAUGCAAUAUGUUUAUCCAAUAGUUGUCAGCACUCAGAUGAAUGUAAUUAAAAAAUAUGGGCUCCCUGAAGGACGAGAAGGAAUAAUAAAGUUUACCAGAAGUGUAGUGGCAUUUGAAAAAGACGAUAGAGUAGUAGCUGAUCUUCACCGCCAGAUACGAUCAUUUUACUUACCACCAGUAAAUGUUUCAAGUGCUGUGACUUCACAUGUGUAG
Macrosiphum euphorbiae (potato aphid) is the source of this 351-nucleotide messenger RNA. The record is from the annotation of a GenBank genome assembly. NCBI's taxonomy places the organism in Eukaryota, Metazoa, Arthropoda, Insecta, Hemiptera, Aphididae.